AUGAAUUGGUCCAGAUGUACUUUUGUACUCUUUUCUCUCUUCAUAGUUUUAAAUGCAAAAACUCAAAAGACACCGCUGUGUGGAUCCUGUGAUAAGGAUUCAUGUCCAGAUGUUUCAGGAUGUAAUUUGAUAAAAGUGGAUCAGUGUGACUGUUGUAAGGUAAUAAUGAAUUAUGUACAAAAAAACGACGUUUAG
Caenorhabditis briggsae is the source of this 195-nucleotide messenger RNA. The transcript has a single exon. The record is from RefSeq and is a predicted model, not a curated record. The coding region runs from base 1 to 195 and encodes 64 amino acids. NCBI's taxonomy places the organism in Eukaryota, Metazoa, Nematoda, Chromadorea, Rhabditida, Rhabditidae.